Molecule: messenger RNA, 5174 nt
Organism: Brassica napus (rape)
Lineage: Eukaryota; Viridiplantae; Streptophyta; Magnoliopsida; Brassicales; Brassicaceae
Product: peroxidase 57
Exons: 3
Coding region: 600-1553 (317 amino acids)
Biological process (GO): hydrogen peroxide catabolic process; response to oxidative stress
Cellular component (GO): plasmodesma; plant-type cell wall
Molecular function (GO): peroxidase activity; heme binding
Source: RefSeq, a predicted model, not a curated record
UAAACAAUUACAUGUGAAUUUUGAAAAUAAUUUAAAUAUUCAAUCUCUGCCCCCCCCCCCCUUUUUUGUUAUAUCAAACAUAGCUACUAACUUAAAAAUACAUAUUUCAUUUCUUAAUUUUUAUAUCUUCACAAUUGAAGUAUCUAAAUACACUAUGGAUAUUGAACAAUAUAUAGCAGCAACUGAACUAACUAUAUAUUGCAUUAAAGAAAACAAAAACUCAGCUUACUGUUUCCGAAAUUUAUAGUUUAUCACUUAAAUAUUUACAUUGAAUAUAAACGACAAUAAUUUGACUUAGGUUACUCUACUAGAAACAUACAUCUUACCGACUAUAUAAUAUAAAAGGUCUACUGGUAUCUAAUUUUGUGUAUAAAUAUUAUUGUCGACUAAGCUACAUCAAUUUUCAGCCCAUAGUGUUUGUUAAAUAUUCCACAAGGCAACGGAAUGUUUCCCUUAGCGUUUAUACAUUUACAUCUCUUAUUUAAAAUCAUUUAUUUUACACGUAUGGCAUGUCAGAUAUCGACGGUCAAUUUUUGGGUAUAUAUAGGAACUAAGGUUUGAUCUCAAAGAUAUCAUAAUACAUAUUUUUACAGAACAAGAUGAAGAUUGCAAACUUUUCCAUUCUACUUUUAGCUUUCUUUAUUUUUCCUAUCACGUUUGCUCAACUACGAGUAGGGUUUUAUGACAACUCAUGCCCUAAUGCAGAAACUAUAGUUCAAAAUCUUGUGAGCGAUGAGUUCGAAAGUGACCCCACGAUCACGGCCGCUUUGCUUCGCAUGCAUUUUCACGAUUGCUUUGUUGGGGGUUGCGACGGUUCUAUCCUCUUAAACUCAACAGAUUCAGAAAGAUUCGUCGGUCCAAACUUGAGCGUGAGAGGGUUUGAGCUGAUCGACGAGAUCAAGGCCGAGCUUGAGGCUCAGUGUCCCUCCAACGUCUCAUGUGCCGACAUAAUGGCUCUUGCCACCCGUGACUCUGUGGCCUUAGCUGGAGGUCCGAGCUACAACAUUCCCACUGGGCGACGUGAUGGGUUGAGAACAAAUGCGAACGGCGUGUUCAACCUUAUCGGACCAACCGCCUCCGUGGCUGCGUUUCUCAGCUUCUUUGGGGACAAAGAUAUGAACACGUUGGAUGCGGUGGCUCUUUUGGGUGCACACACGGUUGGAGUGGGAUCUUGUGAUCUAUUCCAGGACCGCCUUGUGAAUUUUAAUGGAACCGGACUGCCUGAUCCGUCCAUGGACUCCGAUUUGGUUGCAAAUUUAACCACCAUAUGUGAGGCCUCAGAGAACCCAUCAACAGGACUUGACCGGUCAACGCCAUUGACUUUCGAUAAUGCAUUCUUCGGACAAAUCCGAGUAAGGAGAGGAGUUUUGCAACUUGACCAGCGCCUCGCAACCGAUGAAGCCACUUCUAGUGUGGUGGCUCAAUACGCAGCAGACAACGACUUAUUCAAACGCCAGUUUGCGAUCGCGAUGGUGAAAAUGGGAGCCGUUGAUGUCUUUACAGGCGAAGACGGUGAGAUCAGAACGAAUUGUUGGGCGUUCAAUAACAACUAACUUGACUUGUGUGUGUUUAAUACUCUGAAUCUUGAUUGUUUGUUUGGUAUUUAUUUUAUGGCCAUGUUAUUUUGGUUUUAAUCUGGGUGAAUUGUGAAGCAUUUGAGUUGCUAUAUUUUUUUUUGAAUAAAAUAUUUUCUAUUUAUUUAUGUGAUUAAUGUAUAUCGAUCAAAUAUUUAUUUAAAUAUGGACUUCAUUAGAUAGAAAAUGUAUUUACUAAAUAAAUUCAUCCAGUGAUCUAUACUGGAAACACAUUCAUACUUUUUACAUUUUAAUUUGGUCUAAAAAAUUUGUAUACUAACCACAUUAUCGUGCUUUGGUGGUCAAAACUAGAAGAAAAGUCAUCAUGUUGGUCUAGACCAGAAAUCGAUUUUCUUUUAGUGUGAAAUUAUCAAUCUCACGUGUGACUAUCGUCAAUUAAUAUGGGCGAAAUUGGCGGUCUUCCGGAAUACCUUCGAGGGCGUGUCAUUAGGCGCUAAUCAUGUUCCCUAUGGUAUCUGGAUCUUCUAAGAUCGAUAAAGAAAAAAAAAAACUGUUCAAAUGUUAGCGUUGUAGCUUGCAUACGAAUUAUGGGCCAAUUAAAUGAUAUAGCGCUGCCCCCGAACUUCUUAAUUUACGUUACACAAACUUUAGUGGGCCUCGUUACUCUGUUUUUUCAUUUAUUAACCGGCGUCGUUACAAGUCAAUCUUCCUAGUAUAUCACAUAAAUCAAAAACUUACAUGAACACAUGACACAUCUUUUGGAACGAAGCCGAAAUCGAUAUGAAGAUAGUCUCCCUAAGCUAGAACUCACACAUUUAAGACUUUCUCAUUUUUUCAGUGUAGACUAGACCUUAGCAUGCUACAAAAAUGACCUAUGAACUCGUACUAUUAAAGUAUAUUGGUGAUUGAUUAAAUGGGACGCGAUAAAUUUAUGAACCAAAAUGACCAUAUUUAAAGGAAAAAAACUAAACCUAGAUUCGGUACAUACUCGAUUGGAUCUGUAAAUCCUAUCUCAUAUGGAUCUGAAAAAUGGCAUUUUAUUCUUGAUAGAAAAUUAGUUAUGUUGAAAGUAUUUAGUGUACAUAUAAAUAACACACAACACAAGAAAAAACCAAAGGAUAGACAUUCUAUUUGGCAAUCUAAAAAUAAGACUAUUAUAACGCACUUCGGACUCCAGUAGUUAAAUGUAGAGAAUAGUAACAAAGAAUAAUGAGCUCUAACCUCUAAACAAUAAUGCUAGCUACCGCUCUUAAUUAUGUACAAACUUACAAAAAUCAUAUAACUAUAUAAUAUGUUUAGAGUAGUUUAAACUUUGUAGCUACUUUUUUUGUAAAUAAGUACUACUUAUAGUAUAUAAACAAUAAAGUUCUUGUUAAAAGAAAGAAUUAAUAAGUAGAGGUUCGACCGGACAAAUAAGUCUUAUGGUUGCCCAAAAGUCUCACCUAAGCCGUCAGCACAACAGUUUAUAAAUAAGUAAUAUAAUAGGAAGCUCGACACUCUCCUUUUAUGGGCACUGGACAGUACCAUAAUUAAAGAAAAUAAAGUGCAGUAAAGUAUCUCUAUUAUUCCCUUUAAUAGACACUUAUACACGCGUAUAAGUGGGAAAAAAUGGGAAUAACUAACUAGAGUUUAUUUAGAAUCUAGUCACAAUAAUAGCAAUUAUUAAAAUGGUGAUGUUUUGUGCUCGUGUGUGACACUAGGAAAGAUGUUGUCUUUGUUUAGUUCACAUGUCCUUUUCGCAGCAACAUUGCCAUUUGUCUUAACAAAGGCCAAACAUAGUGCCGGCGAAUGAUGAUUUAUUUAGCUUUAGCACGUAAUUAAAAUUUCGAACGAUCUGAACAUGUAUAAUAAGUGCAUUUUACCCAAAAAUGUAUAAUAAGUGCAUGAAUCUGCCCCACUAUUCUCUGAUCAUUACAUAGUUUAAUUAGUUUAAAUAAAUAAAAAUGGAAAGAUUAGAGGUUUAGCCUUUUCUUUCUUUUUGUGAUGGCGAAGCAUUCAAGUGCGGGACAAAUCAGAGUCACUUGAAACAGCUGAAGGCAUAUAUAAUUAUUUUAAAAUCAUAAAGAUGUACAAAUUUAUUAUUUCAAAAAUUACUUGCGCCGUAUCUUUGGUAUGUUUAAAUGUUUUGCACCAAACUCAUAUGCCCUUCAUGUUAAUGGAAAGAUAAGUCGACGUUUUCUCGACUCCAGGAGACCCUAUAUAUGUUUAAAGUAUAUCAAUUUGAUCUUAUUGGUGGAUAAGGCAUACGAACGAAUAUUUUUGAAGUAUUUCUUGUUGAAAUAUUGUAGAUGAAUCUUAGCUUCUUUUAUUUUCCAAAUCAUCCAGAUAUAGAUAAGUCUAUGAUUUCUUCGAGCCACAAAUUAGAGCGGGUAAUUUAAACCAGCUUUGCUUAUUAUAAGUAUCGUUUUAGAUCAUAUUUGAGUUUCAGUUAUGCAUAUUAAUUUUUUUAAUUAUAAAGGUAAUAUUACUUCCACAAAUGCAAACUAUAUGUGGUCCACGGCCGGUUUAACCCCUCAGUUUUUUUUUAUGAAUGAAAUCAUUCGAUGAAAGAAAUAAAGGAAAGCUAUGAUAAAAACUAUUCUAAAUUAAAAGUUUAUAUAUAUAUUUGUUUUGUUAGAGAACUAACAUAUAUAUUUAGUACUAAUCAAAAAUACUAUAGUAGACUAAAUAUAACCUUUGCUGCAUUAUAGGUAUUGUCUCUUAAAACAUGUUUGAGAUUAUAUCCUUAAUUCGUACAUAUAUAGAUUUGUUUUUUUUUCUAGUCAAUAACUAAACUAAGAAAGAUAAAAUUGUUUUUUUUUUGCGUUGAAACUAAAUUAAAAAUACGAAAAAUACUUUUGUGAAAAUAAACAAAAUCAUACUACAUUGUGAAAGCGGAUGUAGCCCUCACUAAUUAUUAGUCCAGUUUAUAAAUACGUGAGAAGAUAUUUAUCAUGAGAAACUAUGCUUAUGGUUAUCGAAAUCCUUCAACCAAAUUUAUCUUUACAUAGAAUUUAACAUACAAAAAGUAAAUAAUAAAAAAUGUAAAACAUACGAGGGUAUAUUGUUUGUUUGCCUUCUCUAAAGAGAGAGAUGAUCGUAGGUUUUUGUCAGGAUACAUGCAUCUAAUUAAAUUAUUGAUGUUUUAUAUUGUAAACUUUUUGUUCCUUUCCUCUUUUUUUUUGUCUUUUCCUGAGUUUUUUUUUGUUUUAAUAUCUCCUCAAGUGCUCUGCAAGUUCACUGGGAAAAUCCACAAAAUUCAACUCCAUAUGUCAUCUCUGUUCGUAAAAACUUAUGUCUUCGAUAAUACAAUGUAUAUACUAUAUAGAAACCAAGCCUCUUCAAAAAUCUAUAAAGGAUGAUCAUAUGUAUAUUUUUAUUAUGAUUAGUUUUAAAAAAUCAUUCUUUGUUUCGUCGUUAAUAGUAAUUUACGAUAUUCUUAACAAGAUAAAAAAGUAUAUUUAAAGUUAAUUGAUUUGUUUGCGUUUAGCUCAGUUGUGCUUGUAAAGCAUAUCAAUAUGCGUGUGUGUGUAAUUUAUGGAGAAAAUGAGGUUCUUUUAGAAUACUAGGAAUCUAGGAUUAAGGAAAUAAGGUACUAGAGCAAUAUCUCCCACCCUAAUUCAUAUGUCACUCAAAAAUGAAAUUUGAAAUAAGAAAUGC